This is a messenger RNA of Brassica oleracea var. oleracea, 702 nucleotides long. RefSeq lists its product as uncharacterized. The transcript has a single exon. Lineage: Eukaryota; Viridiplantae; Streptophyta; Magnoliopsida; Brassicales; Brassicaceae. The record is from RefSeq and is a predicted model, not a curated record. Bases 1 to 702 code for a protein of 233 amino acids.
AUGUUCAACACGAUAUAUAUAAACGUUGGAAACUUAUUUAUUAUCCGUAGAUGUCGUGAUAGACAAAUCCAAAGCUUUGUUGCUGAGAUACAAGGGCUUCAACUUAAACUCACUGAUGGAAGAGAUGCGGUGUUAUGGAAGCAAGGCAUUGGCGAUUAUGGCACCACAUUUGUCUCCACGGAAACUUGGAAUCAAAUCAGCCAGCAGACGGAGAAAGUUUUAUGGAGUAAAAUUGUGUGGUUUCCUCAAGGUGUUCCACGGUUUGGGUUUAUCAUUUGGCUUGCAAUCAGAGAUAGACUCUCCACUGGUCAUCGCUCUAGUGUUUGGGGCCAGCCGCAACAUUGCCUCUACUGUGGUGAGCCUGAUGAGACUAGGGAUCACCUAUUUUUUGCCUGCCCUUACACGUUCACGCUCUGGCUGAAGAUGGUAGGAAACUUGCUCGGGACUGAUCCAGACCCUGACUGGAAUACCACGCUGUCUACGAUUAUGACAAGACCCUACGAUCGCCUCACAUUCAUUCUUCUGAGACUGGUCCUGCAAGCCACUAUCUACUACCUCUGGCGAGAACCUAAUGAGAGGAAACAUCACACUAGUAGUAAGACAGUCGACCAGCUUGCCAAGAUGAUCAACAAGACUGUUCGGAAUCGCAUUACUUCUACUAAUUACUCCACCAACCCGAGGUUAGAUGGUUUGAUGCAAUGA